GCCUGUCAACCUCGUAAAGUCCGCCAACCGCGGCGAUCGUACGGACGUUACACCGUUUAAACGCGUUUAAACCGCCGAAAAUCACACACACAGCGCGUCAAUCAUACCAAAUAUUAUCCGUACAAGCGUGGUUUAUUGUUGUAUUUAUUCAGUUGGGGUGUAAGUGAUGAGUGUGAUUUGAUUUUCGGCGAAACGCGGCGGUUGCGCGUGGUUACAGGCGACUGAUGCCGUUUGGCGGGCUUCGGUGCGUGUGCAUGCGUACGGCGGGCACAAUGGCUGCACCAGCACCACCACCGAUGGCAAAGCCCAGUUAGAUCAGCAAUCAACACCGUAAUUCAUCCAGAUAACACUACAAUGAACGAGGCAUAACACACAAACACAGUGUAAAUUAUGUCGGCUGUUAUAAACCGUCUGCUGCGUAAGCCCGAGGAGCGCGCCGUGCCUGAUUCCACGACAGUCGUCGACCGUUUGGUGGACUUCGUCAGCGGGCAAGAUGUCCUGCUGAAGAAAGACGGGAAAUAUUACUGCGGCACGGUUGUUGAAGUAGAUCCCAUCCGUGAGCAAUGUUUCGUUAAGUUUGGCGAUAACACCGACAGCUGGGCGUGUUUCAAAGAUCUAGUAAAGCUCAGCACACCCAAGGAUCCCAUGUGCGUGAUCUGCCGUAAAUCAACGCCGAAAACCAAGGAUGAGAUCCGUGAAUGCGAUAAAUGCAAACGCGCGUACCAUCGUAAGUGUCACCAGCCUAUAAUACCGGCUGAUGAUAAAGAUGGUAACAUCCAGUUGAUCGGUGAUUGGAUUUGCAAGAGAUGCGUGGAUACAGAGCCUGUGCGAGCGAAAAAAAAGCUGUGUCAUGCAUCUAAUGUCACAACUAUAGUUAGACCACUACCCUAUGAUCUUGAUUCGUUGACUUGGGACUCAUAUCAUCGCAGCAACACGGAGCACACGUAUUGUUAUUGCGGGAAGGCAGGGUUCUGGGACACGCAGAUGUUGCAAUGCUCAAGAUGUCGGCAGUGGUUCCAUGAGAAGUGUUUGAGUUGUCUUAGGUUUCCAAUAUAUUGCGGGGAUAGGUUCUAUGUGUUUGCCUGUGUCAACUGCAACGAGGGCACGGAGUUUGUGAGGCGGUUGGAGAUCAAUUGGGUGGAUCUGGUGCAUCUUGCGCUGUUUAAUCUGACGGUUUACAAGUCGAGGAAGUAUUAUGAUUUGGAUAGCGUUAUCGUGCCGUAUUUGGAGGAUAAUUGGCAUGCAUUGCAACUUCCACCAAAGAUAUAUCACGUAAGCAAACAGCAGCGCCGCGCUCUAAUCCUCAACGUGCUGACAAAAAACCGCAAACGCUUCAAAUGCGGCCGCGAAAUCAAGAAACGCACGACAAUUUGGGGCCUCCGUGUGCGUUUACCACCGCCAGUGCCAAUGAUCCAACUCCCGGCGACUGGUUCCCUCUGCGUUAACGAUCUGCAAGGUCGCUGGGCCGGAAACCGUCAGCUACAGUUCCUCCCGCACCUAGAAAAUAUUCCCUACGUGCACAUCGCGCCGGAAACCAUGUCCGGCGCGCAUUACCAGGAUGAUCAAGGUCAUUCAGAGACGGAAUCACCUUGUCCUAGUCCCAAGAGUGAGGAGGGUGAUGAAUAUCCCGUUGCUCCUCCAGCUACGUUCAUACAUUCGGGUGCAGUGAAGAAAAGCGUUCCGUUUCCGAAUAUAAAACACAAAAAACGUUUGCUUUCGCUAAAUAGCAGGAAAAGGGAUAAGAUUCUGCGUAGACAGAAACGAAAAGGGUGUAGGGAGCAACCGCGGAGGUUAACCAGACUUAGUUUGGAUAGUCUGAAUAAUAAAACGAGUAGUAAGGAGCCUCUGACGCCGCCCACGUCGGUAUCAGCGCCCCCUACACCGCCAAACUCCGGAUCAGGUUCAAAUGUACAUUCUGAGUUGUCUAUGGACUUUAACGAUGGUUUCGGGCUGGGUUGUGGGUUGAAAAAAGAUAAAGAAGAACCACACACGCCGUGUGAUACUUCCGGCGAUGAAACAAGUUCAAAAUCCACGCUGGAUUUGAUAAUUCCGCCACCGAAAGACUUUGAGGGUAAAAACAAUCCGUUUCGUGCGUUUCCACGUGUAGAUGACGCUCGCAAGCGACGCAGCAAGGAUAUCACUCUCCCUUUACCUCUAACAGCGGUUAUACCAGGUAAACCUGUCGGGCGUCCACUCAAACGUCAAUUAAGCGAGAAAGACAUACGUAUCGGGCCGAAUGGUGAAGUGAAACGCCGACGACUACGACGCAGUCGCAGCGGGCAGAAUUACACUGCGCCUGCAACAGCGACAGCCAGUAAAACAGCAACUGUCAUCCCAGCGAGAGCCGAUUCUGAUUGGGCGACACAUCAAACACUAGAAACGAAUUUGAUUACGGAUUGUGUGGAUUAUGCACUCAACGGGCGUAGACUACGUCAGAGACAGGAUAAAACUGAAAAAGAGAAGAAACCACCAACACCGAAACCAUCUCCAGCGAAAACCGAGCCGGAUAUCUCCAUGGAUGAUCUGAAAUCGUCCGUGCAUAGCUACUUUGGCGCUGCGACGCGGAUUCAAGAUGGCGAACGCUUUGUAGUGCGCGCGAAACGCUACGGACCCAGUGGGAAACUAGAGUAUUUGAUGGAAUGGGAGGGCGUAAAUAAAAAUCUACAAUAACUUUGAUAAAAAAAAUUAAACAAGAAUAAUUCAGGGAUAACAGGAUUUAAAAAACUCUACUCUACUCAUGAUUAUAAUAUUUUCGGUUGUUUUGAAUGUUUUGAAAGCGCCUAUAUGAUUAAUAAGUGCCUUGUGAUGAAGGCACGCAAAUGUAUCUGAUGUACUGAAUUAUUUUUUAACGAAUUUUGUAGGAAAACGAACGAGAACAUCAAUGUAAAUACUUUCCUUAGGUGUAAUUUAAGUUUCUGUUGAAAUUUGAUUGCGGAUGUAAGCAUUUAUUAUUUAAAUAUGUUAAGUUUACUUUUUAAAUUAUUGGCACACAAACGGAAAUACAAAAUGGCGGAUCGGGGCACAUACAGUAUAGCUAGGUUAACAUGCGAUGAAAUUGUUGUUUAGAUGUUAUUUGAUGUGCGGUGAGCAAAGCAAAACCAAAUUAUUCGAAAUGUUCCUCGGGAGGGUAAGGAAGAGACCUGCGAUUGUUUUUUGCUAGAUUGCUCUAUUUAUUAAGUGUUAUCGUAUAUUUUUAUAUCACCUCAUCAAGCGAAAUUGUAUUUUAUGCAUACACAUAUACACACUGCCAAAAAAAAACCCGAAACGAACGAACGAACACAAAGUCACUGCCUGUUAUCUCACGCGAAUAUUAUUUCUAAUUGAGUAUGUUUAAUCUCUUCUUUUAGUCGAAUGAGUUUCAAGACUGGGCAUUUCACACAAACACAUUAACAAACCACUUAAAUGAAAAGAAAAUAACAUAAUUGUAUCAUUAUUGUUCAUUUGGAUGUAUAUAAAGUUUAUACAACAUUCGAA
Molecule: messenger RNA, 3474 nt
Organism: Dalotia coriaria
Lineage: Eukaryota; Metazoa; Arthropoda; Insecta; Coleoptera; Staphylinidae
Gene: Pcl
Product: polycomb protein Pcl
Exons: 4
Coding region: 391-2670 (759 amino acids)
Source: RefSeq, a predicted model, not a curated record